AUGAGUGUGGCUCUGUUGCACUGGACGCUGUGGUUUGGAUUAUCGGCCACUGUCUAUGGAUUAGACAAUGGGCUGGCUCUCAAACCUCCAAUGGGUUGGAUGACAUGGCAACGGUACAGAUGUCAAAUUGACUGCAGUGCGUAUCCCCGUGAUUGCAUCAGUGACAGUCUGAUCAGGCGAAACGCAAAACGCCUGGUCGAAGACGGAUUCCGUGAGGUCGGUUAUGAGUACGUGAUCAUUGAUGACUGCUGGCCGAUGAAAUUUCGCGAUAGGCAUACAUCCGAGCUUGUACCGGAUCCCCAGCGAUUUCCCUCGGGUAUGAAAGCGAUCGCGGAUUUUCUCCAUGAAAACAAUCUGAAGUUCGGUAUUUAUCUGGAUUACGGCACGUUCACAUGUGAACAUUAUCCGGGAAGCAUGGAUUAUUUGGAGUUGGAUGCCAAAACGGUUGCCAAGUUCGAAGCAGAUUAUGUGAAAAUGGACGGUUGCUUUGCACCGCUGGACAAAAUGGCACCGGGUUAUGAGGAAUUCGCCAAACAGUUGAACAAAACCGGUCGCCCCAUUCUGUUCUCCUGCAGCUAUCCGGCUUAUAUCGGUUGGCAGAUGAAUCAUUCACUGAUUGACUGGCAACAAUUACAAAAAAACUGUAAUAUGUGGCGCAUGCUGUUCGAUGUAGACGACCGAUGGGACAAUGUGCAAUUGAUCAUCAAUAAGUAUGUUGAACAAUCCGAGUUGCUUGCUCCCCUAGCCGGUCCCGGGCAUUGGAACGAUCCGGACAUGUUGGUGCUGGGUAAUUUCGGACUGUCACGUGAUCAGGAGCGAGUCCAGAUGGGAUUGUGGUGCAUGUUCGCUGCACCGCUGAUUAUGUCUACUGAAAUGGAUGAACUGAAUGAAGAGUCGGCUAAACUGUUAAAGAACAAAAUGCUGAUCUCGAUUGAUCAGGACGAAGGAGGACAUCAAGCCAAGUUCUUGGGUCGAAAAGGGUCGGUACAGCUCUGGAUGCGUCCGCUCACGAGUAUUCCAAAUAGUUGGGCUAUUGCUUUGUUUAACACUAAACAAGGCGGAGGGCCUAUACAUCUUCCAAUUACGCUCAAGGAAAUGGGAAUUCCCAGUUCGAAUCCGGACACGGACCUCUUCGAGUUGAUUGACGUAUUCACUGAGGAUGAUUUCGGUGUGCUGCUCCAAACGGAAAGUGUUAUUAUGCGCAUUAAUCCGACGGGCAUUGUGAUGUAUCUUGUCAAGUUACGAGCUGGGUGA
Molecule: messenger RNA, 1254 nt
Organism: Echinostoma caproni
Lineage: Eukaryota; Metazoa; Platyhelminthes; Trematoda; Plagiorchiida; Echinostomatidae
Source: the annotation of a GenBank genome assembly